ACAGGGUCGUAGAAAUAAGUAAAGGUUUUGUUCCACACGUUCAGGAAUGGGCGGUGCGUUGUCUGUGUGGAAGGAAUCCGCCAUCAGCGCAAACAGGCGCGAGGGCUCCUUGACGACCUCCUCUCACGCCCUGGAGCCAUCACCACCAACACCAUCGACAAAACCAUUAUCCUCUCCUUCGACGCCAUCCUACGGUCUUCUACUCAUGUCAUCGCUCGGGAUAGUGGGAUGCGGCGUGGCUGCGGGUUUGUACCGCGCGAACCGCGACACGGAAGGGAUGGAGGAAUGGCGCAAGUUGCCCCCAAGUCAGCAAGUGAAGCAUUGGAAACGCGAUCCUCAUGCCGAAUUCAACCCGACUCGAUUCGCAGGCAAGGCCCUUGCAGUAGGAACGGUUUUGUGCCUGAGCGCGACAGGCACCUUAGCCUUCGUGGUUGGACGCGCGAUGGGGGUGGGCACUGUGGAAGAAUUUACACAGAAAUUGAAGGUGUGGGCCCCGGCGAAACGAAGAGAGCUGGAGGCUUGGCUGAAGAUCAAGCCUAACGCGUCCUUAGAAAGAGAGAGGGAGCGGCUAGCCGCCAUGUCAUACGAAGAGGAGAUCGAUUACUGGGAACGAGUGGUUGUGGCGGAGGAGGAGGGAAAGUAGGACAAGCAAAGAGUGUGGGAUUUUGUAAACGAACGGAUGGCGAGGGUUAAAGGACAGGAGGGGCGGCCGAAACGCUUUCUCGAGGUGGCUAUAGUAGGAGCCUCGCAGAGCUUUUAUCUUCGACGGCCAUCGGCUUCCACUUUUUCGACGCAUUGCUACAAAGCCCGUGUGUAUAAAGCAACGAGUGGAGGGAUGACCGACACCCGCAUGUAUGAUAUCAUCGCAAUGUACUUUAAAGUAAAUAAAACAAUUUUGACGUCCA
This is a messenger RNA of Nannochloropsis gaditana CCMP526, 905 nucleotides long. RefSeq lists its product as uncharacterized. Bases 47 to 643 code for a protein of 198 amino acids. The transcript has 2 exons. The record is from RefSeq and is a predicted model, not a curated record.